This is a messenger RNA of Pocillopora damicornis (cauliflower coral), 2821 nucleotides long. RefSeq names its product TNF receptor-associated factor 4. Lineage: Eukaryota; Metazoa; Cnidaria; Anthozoa; Scleractinia; Pocilloporidae. The record is from RefSeq and is a predicted model, not a curated record. Gene Ontology annotation, cellular component: plasma membrane signaling receptor complex. Gene Ontology annotation, molecular function: protein binding; zinc ion binding. Gene Ontology annotation, biological process: regulation of apoptotic process; signal transduction; regulation of canonical NF-kappaB signal transduction.
GUUCAUCGUUGUUAUUGUUUUGAAUCUAAUUUGCUCAAUUAAAGUUGAAAACCAUGAUGAAAGGUGUAGAGGCUAAAUUGGCGUUCUCGACACUUUUAUAAUAAGCAAUCAAAAAGAGAUAUGAAUGCGCCUUGAAAGUUUUGGUUCCGUCUGUCAGUAGUUUAUCUCUGUCCUUAAACAGUUAAUAAACUUAAGGGUAGGGAUAUAAAAGUCAAUAUUGACUCGUCUUCAAUAAGACUCUGUGAACGACAAAAUUGUGAAAAGUACAUUUCAUAACUGAACAAAAGAGCUGAUUGGUGGAGAGAUAAACUCUGCGGGCGGCAGGUGCUAUGGUUAAAAAUAGAUUAAUUCUGAUUGGUAGUUAAAAAAGAAACGAAUUAGAGUACGCUUUACACCAACGUUACUUGUUACUUGGUUAAAUUGUCUUUUCGGGAGGAAACGAGUUUCUUUUCCGUUUAGAAUCGCUUUGAAAAAUGGAAAAUAAAAGUGAAAAGUCACUGAAUGAAUUCAUCUCCGUGGCAAAAGGAAAAGAGGAGGGACUAAUUGGUUCCGGAAGCUUACCUAGUCUCAUCAGUCCUAGACCAACCAGCGGUCAGGCAAGCCCAUCCUCUCCGAGCCAGCAACAGCCAAGAGAAAAGAUUAACGUGACAUUCGUUUUCCCAUUGGAUGAAAAAUACCAAUGUCCCGUUUGUAAAGAUGUGCUCCUAAACCCUGUGCAAUUUGAAGAAUGUGGACACAGAGUAUGCGGGAAUUGCUUCCCGUCGAUAAUAAGAGUCGAGCCAAGAUGCCCAAUCGGCAUGCAUCCGAUUGACAAGGACGCGUCGUAUGUGGACAAAGCGUUCCAUAAGGAAAUUUUAGCGCUUGAUGUCAAAUGCAACAAUCACGAAUGGGGCUGCAAAUGGGAAGGCGAGUUUGAAACUGUUCAGAAACAUGCUGCUGAGUGCGAUUUUGUGGAAAUGUUGUGUUCGUACGAGUGCGGAGCAAAAUUUCAAAAACGAUUUUUCCAGAAGCAUGUAGACAGAGACUGUCCAAAGAAGAUAAUUGUCUGUCCUUACUGUGAUGACAGACAUCUUAGGGAGGAAAGAAAGAUGCAUAUGGAGGAUUGCCUGAAGCUUCCAAUGCCGUGUCCCAACAAAUGUGAAAAGAAACUUGUUAUCACAAGGGAUCAGUUAGAUUAUCACGUCGGUGAGGAGUGUCCUAAGACAAAAAUGACCUGUGAAUACGAAGACAUUGGCUGCGUUCACAGAUGCAACCGAGAAAAACUACCCAAACACCACAAAAGUGAGCUGAUCAAUCACGUAAGAAUGCUCCAUGGCGUUGUCAUGGACCAGAAAAGAGAACUUCUGGAAUCCAAAGUCCUUCUUAAAGAACAAAUGGACACAAUCAGCCAACAGCAAAAGCGCAUCGAGGACCUGGAACGCAUUACUAACAGCCAGUUGAUCUGGAGGAUCGACGACUAUCACCGGAAGUUAAAAUCGGCAAAGAGCGGAGAGUUGGACACGAUAUUUAGUCCAGAGUUCUACACGAGUAGGAAUGGAUACCGACUAAUGGCUUCCGCUUGUUUGAACGGAGACGGCAAAGGGAAGGGAACGCAUUUAUCUGUGUUUAUUAGCGUUGUUCAAGGAAUAUACGAUUCGCUGUUAAAGUGGCCAUACAACUACCGCACCACGUUCUAUCUAUUGGAUCAGAACAAAGACCUUUCCAAACGGAAACACAUUAUGUUUUCAGUUAAACCAAAUGUGUGUCCUGAAAACGAGCCGUUUCUUGGCAGGCCCAGGACCAACAAAAAUCCUAGCUUCGGCUCUGGAAAAUUUGCUGCACACGAAGACAUCGAGAAAGGAGAGUACAUCAAAGAUAACACAAUGUUCAUCAAGGUUGUUGUGGAAUGCGACGGAAUGAGUGAACCUUGAUGAUAUGAUCAGGAAAGGCUGGGUUGCCGGGACAAACACCCAUGAAUCUCUAAGAACGAGACGUGAGAAAGCUGAAGAAAUUCAAGGCGACUUCCACGCAUGCUUUUCCGCUCCUCAGUCUCUUCUACUACCGCUAUAGCCAGUGUAUGAGCAUAAACACAGUAGUCAGAAUAACUGCUUUAUAUAUUCACUCAUGAUUACUCGGAUAGACCAUAAACGAUCACCUCGAACUAAAAUUUAAUAUUACUUCGAACCCUCUUCCACUCUAUUUACUCCAUCCAUUUCUCAUGUUCAUCAGUCUUAACAUUUUUUAAGUUUGAGUUGUAUUAAUGAAUUCUCACGGGAAGAUCAGAUGCCUUAUAUGGCUUAGUCCCAAGCCUGCAAACAUCUUUCUUUUGACAUUAGCCAUGCUCUACGUUUUGCAGAUUUUGUUUUGUUUACACUAAAUUUCCAAGAGAGCUUUCUUGAGCCCCAUGACUGUCUCACCUGCAAAACAACUAAUAAUUCAAGGGAUAAGUAUGUACAUAUACUCCUGUAAUACAUGUUCUGAGAAAACUUUCAACCUCAGGUGGUCAAUAUUUAGAUAUACUCAGGCUACAUUUGUUCUCAAUAGCCAUCAAUUAUUGAUCAGAUCUCCAAAGCGAGUAAAAAGCAAGUAGAUGUCCAUGAAUUGUAUAAUUAUAUACCUUCAGUAAUGGCUAAGCUACCACAGCACGAGCUUAAGUUUCGGAAACUAAGAGAAGAAAUCUUUUUUCUCCCCGCUUCCCAUCGGCGGGAGUUAUGUAUCUAAGAAAAACCUUCAUGUAUGCUAUAUUUACUCUAUGUAUUUGUCCUGAGGCAUCCGACAUGAAGCGUGCAUUACUGUUACGAUGUUAAUAGCUGAAAGAUGAUAAUGCUUUUGUUUAGCUCCA